Dermacentor silvarum is the source of this 4796-nucleotide messenger RNA. RefSeq lists its product as uncharacterized. Gene Ontology annotation, molecular function: G protein-coupled receptor activity. The record is from RefSeq and is a predicted model, not a curated record. The transcript is spliced from 2 exons. NCBI's taxonomy places the organism in Eukaryota, Metazoa, Arthropoda, Arachnida, Ixodida, Ixodidae. Bases 305 to 2254 code for a protein of 649 amino acids. Gene Ontology annotation, biological process: G protein-coupled receptor signaling pathway; cell surface receptor signaling pathway. Gene Ontology annotation, cellular component: membrane.
GCCGUGAAAGUCUUGCGUAGCUUCCUGCGCGUGCGUCUCCUCCCGGAGGUGGCGCGGCAGUCGUCCCAAAACCAGUUCCAUGAAGCGGCCACAAAGACCGACAUCCGCUUGGCAUUGGUUGCCUCUGCCGCUGUCGAGACCGACCGACCGACCGUAAGAACAGUCGGCGCCAGCGUCCUCGCGUAUAACGGCGGCUCGCUCGCGAAGAUGGCCCCGGAGGAUUACCCACUGCGAACAGUAAGAAGAGUACCUUCGUGAGGACUACUAGAACGAGCUUCGCAAGAGACCGUCAGAUGGUCCGGACAUGCUUUUCUUUCCAUACCUCGUCAUGCUGCUGCUUUCGAUGGCCGCGGUAUCCCAACAGCAGGAGUGCAAUGGAACGUUUGCAAGACCCGCGAGACCAGAGGACCAUCCGGCAUUCAGCGAUCUCGAGCGCGACCAGUUCGAGUCAAUCACGAAUUGCCCAGGUGAAAUCGACUGCUGUGACGACGGAACUUUUUCUUGCUACAACUGGACUUACCUAACGUGCUCGUGUCGUGAGGACUGCGAGGAGUUCGGAGACUGUUGCUGGAGCUGUGAAAACAAGUCUGUGGAUGUUGACCGGGCUUCCCUGAAUACCUCGAAAUGGACUUGUACUAGCUUGGCCCUGGAAGGCGGCGUUACGAAGCACGUGUUUCUGGCUUCACGGUGCAACUCUCUGUGGCCUCUGCAAGACGACGUUCGUGACCGCUGCGAAGAUGCGAGCUUCAGCCCCGGCGACAUGUUCUUUCGCAUUCCGGUGACUAGUCGGCGGUCCAUGGUCACGUAUCGCAAUACUUUUUGCGCUUUCUGCAACUACGACCUGGAUGAGGUGAUUUUCUGGGAAGUAGCGGUCGUUGGCACCAGAAAAAAACAGAAGCUACGGCCUCCUCCCUUCAUGUCAACAAAUUUCUACAGAUAUAUGCGCCAGUGUAGUCGAUUUCCCCUAAUUGGAGACUGCCCCCAAGAGACCAAUUCUAGAGUGACGCGUUCCUGCUGGGCCUUUUUUGCGCCUGUUAUUGACGAAAUAUCCGGCUCAGCCUACUAUAAAAACGCGUACUGCGCUCGCUGCCACGGAGUCGAUCUGACCGGCGUGUCAUGCCUACCAGCUGAGAAAACAACCACGACACUCCGCGUGGAAGUGAAGAUUACCAUCAGCCUUCCGGAUCUCGACCUUUCCUCUAUAUUCCGAACGGUCGACAGGAACAGCACCUGCUUCUCUUCAUACAACGGGGUCUGCUACAUAAAACAGGUGACCUACCGCUACACGAAUGCUUCGGCACCAAACCCGAACACAGCUACCAUGAUUCGCGGCUACCUAACCAUCGUCUGCAUAUCGGUGUCGCUGUUCUGUCUGGUUCUCAAAUUAGUGGUUUACCUCAUGUCUAAGGAAUGUCGUACCUUCUCGUCUCGCUGUACCCUCUGCUUAUCUAUGACGCUAUUCUUCACUCAGCUGUUCUUCCUCAUCUUCAACGUAACAGACCUUGGCCGCGAUGUGUGCGUCGCGUCGUCUGUGGUCGUACACUUCGGCUUCUUAUCCACGGCCUUCUGGACUACCGUGUUAGCGUACGACAUCUGGAAGACGCUGAUCCUCGUCCGCCGACCAAGUGGCAACUGGAAGAGCCUCGUCAGGUACGCCUUCGCCGGAUGGGGAUCGCCUCUGGUGGUUGUCGGCAUGGCUUCCAUAUUAAACUGGACAAAGAGUGACUCACCGCUAUCUCCUUCAUACGGCACGUCUCGCUGCUUCAUAAACAGAAAGUGGAGUCACGUCGUAUUCUUUCUGACCCCGAUGUUGGUGCUUCUCCUCGUCGAUAUCGGAUUUUACCUGCACACAGUCUUCACCAUCCGAAGGACGGAGUCACAGUCUCAAAAGUUCGACUUCAAGGGUAAUGAGAAGCCUUCCAGGAUCUUGCUGUUCGUGAAGCUGGCAUUCAUCAUGGGCAUCUCAUGGCUUCUCGGUCUGAUCAGUGGGCUCGUCAACUCGCUCCUCAUGGACUGCGUCAGCAUCGUCUUCAUCGGGCUGCAAGGUGUGUUUCUGUUCUUCGGCUUCAGGGACCACAGGCACGUCUCCCAGAUGGUGUCGUCCUCCUCUUCUUUGGUCACCGGACUCUUGAGCCAUUCUCGAUCGCGAUCCUCGACCACAGCGACGACAGAUCUCGCCUUGGGCAAUCAGAUACCUACUAUCCUUGGCAGUAGUCACGACCGUCGGACGUCGGAUGACGUGGCCUCCGCUUGAUCCUAUGUGCACAUUAGUGACAAACGCACGUGUCAUGCCAUUGACUGUCUUGCUUGCCAAAAAAUAUGUGUGUAGACGAUGUAGACCUCUUCUCAAAGCAUUAGGCCCAGAGAGUCCAGACUGUGUGCGAUAUGUAUGUUCGUUGUUCUACUAUAUAAGAGAGAGAAUGUUUUAAUGUGAGAAAAGUAUAAGCGCGAAAAGUUCCACACACCAGGCAUAACGUCACUGCUUCAGGUGUUAGAGCAGCGCCUUAGUAAACGGUAUACAAGACUGCCGUCAGUCCUUAUCGUUUUUCUAUAGGAACCUGCACAAUAAGUUACGAGAAUGUGGAAAAAGAGACAGCGGUUGUUCCUGUAAUGCCGCUCUUUGUAGCAAUACAACGAAACUGUGUGGUGCGAAAUGCGGUGGUAACCCCAGCUAUACGAGCCCCUGGCUCAACAGGUCGCGAAUGUGUUAUCAUUGUCGGGAAUAACUUCGAGUAUGGUAUGCGCACUACUUCCUCUUCAACUGUCACGCUUGUACAGUUUGUUUCAUGUGCCGUUGUGAACACUUGUAUCAUUACAUUUUUGUUUGUGACGGUUCGCGUAGUUCUACCUGAAGCAGCUUGUAUAUAAUGAUAUAUGCUGUAUUCCCUUCAUGUUUCCUGCAGGAUUGCUUCCGCGUUUGAGUAAGGUAUAAGUCACUGAAGUAAAGAUAGUCGUCAAGCAUAGUUUGGUAAAAAAAAAGGCUUUAAGCCAGGUGAUUUACCUGGCGCUGCUUCGAAGUAUCGGUUUCACUGUGAACGAUGUACAUAAAGUACACAGAUGCCCUGAGAUGUCAGGAAAUUUCGGACAUUUCCUGUGUCCCCAACGACUGUUAUUCACUCUUAGAAAUCGUCGUUUGGCCCUAAGAUUAUAGUUCAUUCUAGAUUUCAAUCCUCGAAAAAAACUUGUCUAACUGGUCUAACUUGUCUGCGCUGCAUCCUGAUGUUCUAUUACACACACUAUAUACGUGUCCCGCAGUGUCAAUGUUUCAUUAUAUUAUUUUUCAUGUCGUAAAAUAAGGGUAAAUAUAUGUCCUCCUUAGGCAUUCGAAACUGAGGCAUGCAGUGUUCGAACAAUAUUGUGUUUCAUGCGAUGUCAGGGCGUGCACAAAUGAAUCACUGCUCCUUCCAGAUGACGCUGUAUUUAUUCCAUCGUAUAUACAGUAUUAUAGAUUUUACAUCUGGGGCAUUUACAUUUUACUCGCGAUUUGCAGCUCAUUCUUGCGUGGCAAUACGUGCCUGAAGAAAUGAGCCUGCUGAUAUAUUAGAAGAAAUUCAUGAUCCCCGUGGCAAGCCGUUGCCAGUAGAAGAAAAAAAAAACUAUCCGCCGCAUUUGCAAACCUCUGUUCGUAAGUUCUGUUUGCCAUUAGGCGGCCGCCUUAACUGAUGAUAUAUGUCCGACAUCAGGAUAAGCUGCCAUCUGCUCUUACAUAGUACUAGCGUGCUAAAUUUUUGAUGAACAUGGACCCAGAGGUCAACGCCAAGAAUUGCUUCUGAAUGAGUCUGCGAACUCAUAACUUUCUCAUAAUUGCUCGUUUUUUUUUUCCAUCCGCGUAUACAUGGUGAACUAUUCCCCUAUUCUUUGUCAGCUUGUUAAUGUUACACUGGCAAUGACGAGGUUAUUACUGUCAUACAUUUGCCUCCUAGGCUAUGUGAACGUAUCUAGUCAAAACAUCUUUAACGUAGUCAUGGCAUACACAAGACAUGAAGUAGAUAUUGUUUUGCAUAGUUUUUAUUCUAGAUUUCUUUAAACGCCCGUGUAGCGCUUGUGCAGGUGAACGUUGUGUUGUGUCGAUUCUUUGGUUGUGUGUUUGUGUGUGUGUAUGUGUCUGUGUGUGUUUCAAGAGCGUGGCGUGUUUCAAGAAGUCAUAUUCUACUCAUUAAAGGACACCUUAUCUGUUUCAGAAGUGUGAUCAAAUGGAUUUUACUGUCUUUUACUCUUUUCGUAGAAGUGAAUGAAAAUAAAACGUUUAUUGACACGUGGGAUGUAGGCUGUAUCUGUAUGAGGGAAAUAGAAGGAAGAAGAGGAGCACCAUCUGCGUCCACAGAGCUCUUCGUUCGUAACACUGCUUUUGACCAGCUGCCUCAGCUAAUUGCACAUUCGCUAUCACGAUUGUCCGGCGCCGGUUCUUACGUACCACCUUUGCGUACCUAUACUGUUGUGUUGUGAAUACGGGCCCCGCGGGGCUCAAUUCACAAGGCUCUUCGUUUGCAAGGGCCCUUUGUCGUCAGCAGGCAGCUUUCGCUAAUAAUUUGUUCACUGCCAUAAUUGGCCGGUGCCAACUAUUAGCGACGGCGAUGUCUCAUCCCCAAACGCUUCUUACGAACGAAAAUCUUUCUAAAUGUUCUCAAAGUUUUUUCCAAGAAGGCGAGCGUCAAUAAAGAAAUAUAUUGUGAGUAUACCAAGUGUGCUGAGAGUGUUUAUCGGUGCUAUUGGCCACCUUGAGAGUGCCGAAAAGAAACAUUCUCACUCCAGAUUGUUCUACCGAUGUUGUACAGGGCGUUCCAACUCGCUGUGCA